Messenger RNA from Musca vetustissima, 640 nucleotides. RefSeq names its product ubiquitin-conjugating enzyme E2 G2 (gene Ubc7). The transcript has 5 exons. Lineage: Eukaryota; Metazoa; Arthropoda; Insecta; Diptera; Muscidae. Bases 87 to 590 code for a protein of 167 amino acids. Gene Ontology annotation, cellular component: cytosol; endoplasmic reticulum. The record is from RefSeq and is a predicted model, not a curated record.
AUAAAAAACAAAAGAACUGCAGGCAAGGUAAAUCGAAGUCAGGCCAGAAAGCAGACAACCAGAAAGUUCACAACGUAAACAUCAACAUGGCAGGUUCAGCACUGAGAAGACUUAUGGCAGAAUAUAAACAAUUGACUUUGGACCCACCGGAUGGUAUUGUGGCCGGCCCAGUCAGUGAAGACAAUUUUUUCGAAUGGGAAGCAUUAAUAGCUGGCCCCGAAGGAACAUGUUUUGAAGGUGGUGUGUUUCCUGCCCGUUUGGUGUUUCCACCAGACUAUCCCCUAAGUCCGCCAAAAAUGAAAUUCACCUGUGAAAUGUUUCAUCCAAAUAUCUUUGCUGAUGGCCGUGUCUGCAUAUCAAUAUUACAUGCCCCCGGUGAUGAUCCCAUGGGCUAUGAAUCAUCAGCCGAACGUUGGAGUCCCGUACAAAGUGUGGAAAAAAUUUUACUAAGUGUUGUAUCAAUGUUAGCCGAACCUAAUGAUGAAUCUGGUGCCAAUGUCGAUGCAGCUAUAAUGUGGCGUGAAAAACGCGAAGAAUUCAAUCAGAUAGCCAAACGUUUGGUACGCAAAACACUGGGUUUGCCAUCAUAAAUUUCGCAUACCUAUAUUUCGUUAGCAAUAAAAUGUAAUCAUAUUUAGGA